CGUGUGCGUGUGUGUGUUUGCAGUCCGCGCGUUGGCAAUGUAUGUGUUAGUCGUGCCGUUUUGCCCUUUGGUGUGCCUGAUAUGCUUUGGUGUGGGAAUUGGCGAUUUCACGUACGGGCUUGGCAAGCAGUUUAACAAGGGCGACGUAAACCACCAAAAUGAUGAUGAUGCAAAGAGUAAGCUUGAAUUUCCAGAGCACUGGUACCAGCAGUCCCAAUCAUCCCAUGGCAAUGUGAACGAUGACGAUUUGGCCGAUGAGCUACUGCACAAGGAACAUGAUCACGACUAUAUAAACGUUUCCGAGUAUCCACCACAUCUCGAGCAUGAUCAUGACCAUGACCAUAACCAUGACCAUGACCGUGACCAUGACCAUAAUUAUGAUCUUGUGCAUGACCACGGUCACGCUCACCAUCCAGAUCACGAUCCCGAUCAUGACCAUGAUCACGAUCACGACCACAACCACGACCACGAUCACAUCGAUGAUCAUAUCGAGGGCAUCGAUGAAGUUGACAAGAUGUAUGGGCACGUCUUUACCAAGGAACCAAUGAUACCUCAUAAGCCAAGCAUUGCGACUGGCGCGGGCACCACAAGCACCGGCGACACCCCAAAGUUCCGGAAUGUUGGUGCCCAGGGUGGACGUGGCGAUAUGUAUGUUGUACGCGAAUCCGAUCGACAGUCGAGCACACGUGGCCGUGAUGGUUUUGUGGCCGGAGCGAACAACAAGCAGAAGGGAUUCCGCCCAUUUGCGAAUAGGGUUGUUGUCCAUGACGAUCCCCGGCAGCUGAGUCAGCCCGGCGAUGGCUACAGCGCACCACCGUCCACUGGUUGCCACAAUAGCUGCGAGGAGUUGCAGUGGCAGUGCAGCAAUUGCCAGUGCAUCGAGUCCCAUGGACGCUGCAAUCGCGAGGUGCAGUGCACCGAUGGCUCCGACGAGUUCGAUUGCGACAAUACCGACGACAUGAAGUCCAAGCUGGAGAAGGAGUGCGAGCAGAGCGGCCUGCAUGUUAUGUGCCCAAAGACCUUUCGCUGCAUCAACAAGGACUGGCUAUGCGACGGCGACGAUGACUGCGGCGACUACUCGGAUGAAACGCAUUGUGGAGCGCGCACCAAUUGCACGGAGGAUCAGUUUGAGUGCCAGAACGGCUUCUGUAUUCCACGACCGUGGCUAUGCGAUGGCGAGAACGAUUGCAAAGAUUACUCGGAUGAGGUGCACUGCAAUCGCAGCAGCUGCACCGAUGAGCAUUUCACCUGCAAUGACGGCUACUGCAUUUCCCAAGCCUUUCGCUGUGAUGGCGAACGCGACUGCGAUGACAACUCCGAUGAGCACAAGUGUCCGGCCGUUAUCAACAGCUGCCCGGAGGGUGAGUUCAAGUGCCGUGGCGGACUGGGUGGUGCUGGCGGGCCCAGCGGCCAGUGUAUACUCAAUCGAUUCCGCUGCGACGGUGACAACGACUGCGGUGACUGGAGCGACGAGGAGAACUGCCAGCAGAAGCCAUCGCAAUGCACGUCCGGCGAAUACAAAUGUGCGGAUGGCACUUGCAUUCCGAAGCGCUGGAAAUGCGACAAGGAGCAGGACUGUGAUGGCGGCGAGGAUGAGAACGACUGCGGCAAUAUGAACCCAGAGCACCCAUUGACCUGCGGCCCCGACGAGUUCACCUGCCACAAUGGACGUUGCAUUUUGCGUACCUGGCUUUGCGAUGGCUAUCCGGAUUGCUCUUCUGCAGAAGAUGAGGUCGACUGUCACCUGCUGUGUGACGCCGGCCAAUUCCUGUGCCCCGCCAAGAAGAAUAUCACCAACCUAAAAAUAUGUGUUCAUCAAAAACAUGUCUGUGAUGGCCAAAACGAUUGUCCGCUUGGCGAGGAUGAGGUCAACUGUCCCGUCGAACAAAAGUGCCCCGAGCCCAAGCAAUGCGAGCAGCUGUGCAUCAGGACGGCUCGAGGACGGGAUGAAUGCGCUUGUCGCUUGGGAUACCUUAUGAAUACGAAUAAGCGAAACUGCACGGACAUCGACGAGUGCCAGUAUCUGACAAGUCCUGUCUGCUCACAAAAGUGCCAUAAUACGAUGGGCUCAUUUGUUUGUUCCUGCGAAAUGGGCUACAUAUUGAGGCCGGAUCUGCGCACCUGCAAGGCACUCGGAGGUGCCAUGACCCUACUGGUGGCGAAUCGUUGGGAUAUACGGCGUGUGACGCUCAGCAAUAAUCGUUAUAUGGCCAUAGUCAAGGGAUUGCACAAUGCGAUUGCAUUGGACUUCCAUUAUCGUAAGGGUAUGAUGUUUUGGUCCGAUGUCUCCACGGAUGUCAUCAAAAUGGUUUACGUUAAUGGAACGCGUGUACGUGACGUCAUCAAGUGGGGCUUGGAAUCACCGGGUGGCAUUGCUGUGGAUUGGGUGCAUGAUCUAUUGUUUUGGACGGACUCUGGCACACGACGCGUUGAGGUUGCCAAUUUCCAGGGUAAUUUGCGUACGGUGAUCGUUUCAAGUGAUUUGGAUAAGCCACGUGCCAUCGUCAUACAUCCGGGUGAAGCACUGGUGUUCUGGAGCGACUGGGGACCGAAUCCGAAAAUAGAGCGUGCUCACAUGGAUGGGUCGCAGCGACAGGUGAUUAUAUCGAAGGGUGUUACCUGGCCAAAUGGUCUGGCCAUUGAUUAUCCCAACAGCAAGAUAUACUGGGCCGAUGCCAAACAGCAUGCCAUUGAGUGCUCCAAUCUGGAUGGCAGCGAGCGGAUCAAGGUGCUUAGCAGCCAUCUGCCGCAUCCGUUCGCUUUGACUAUCUUCGAAGAUACCAUGUACUGGACGGACUGGAACACAAAGACCGUCUCAGCAGCCAACAAGAUAACGGGCAAAGGUUUUCGAUCUGUUCACGAGAACUUUCACUUUCCCAUGGAUAUACACGCUUACCAUCCAGCACGUCAGCCGGACUAUCAGGAUCGAUGCCAGAAGGAUAGGCGUGGCUUGCGCGGCGGUUGCUCACAUUUGUGCCUACCCAAUAGACUCUCUCGCCGCUGUGGCUGUCCCAUCGGAUUGUCGCUGAAGGACGAUGGCAAAACCUGCAAGAGUGCACCCGAUAAGCUCGUCCUGGUCGCUCGCCGCAAGGAUAUUCGUUUGCGUCAGCUAAACACCAAGUCAUUUGGACCAAAUGAGGUCGAUAUGAUUGUGCCACUGGACAAUUUAAAGCAUGCCGUCGCCCUCGACUGGUGUAGCGAAACAGACUUCAUUUACUGGACAGACGUGGAGCGUAGUUCCAUAAAUAAGGCUCAUCUCAAUGGCAGCUAUCAGCAGCGUGUUGUGCAUUCAAAUUUGGUAUCGCCCGUUGGCCUGGCCCUCGACUGGAUCACCGACAAACUGUAUUGGACGGAUCCAUCGACAAAUCGCAUCGAAGUGGCCACCACAAAUGGAAAAAUGCGCACACUGCUCGUCUGGGAAAAGUUGGACAAACCGCGCGAUAUUGUCGUGAAUCCAAUAGAUGGUCUCAUGUUCUGGUCGGAUUGGGGUGAGGAGGCAAUGAUCGAGCGUGCCAACAUGGAUGGCGCCAGUCGUGUUAUUAUAGCGUCCAAGAAACUAAUAUGGCCCAAUGGACUCGCCAUCGAUUAUGACCAACACAAAUUGUAUUUUGUCGACGGAGGCACAAAAACUUUGGAGAACAUGAACUUCGAUGGCAGCAGUCGCAAAGUUAUAAUCAAUGGACUGGGCCAUCCCUUUGGACUGGAUGUGAGCGGUGGUCGUGUGUAUUGGACCGAUUGGGAUACCAAGUCUGCAAUGAGUGCCGAUAAAAUGACGGGCAAGAAUGUCGCCACUGUCAUCGCCAAUAGCAGUGACCUAAUGGACAUUAGGGUGUUCCAUCGAUCGCGCAGGCGUGUCUACAAUGCGUGCGACAAGCGGAAUGGCGGCUGCUCUCACCUGUGCCUCCUCAAUCCAACAAGUUUCACGUGUGCCUGCGCCGUUGGGGUGCAGCUUAAGGAGGACCGUCGCACGUGCUCCGAGGGACCCACAAAGUACAUUCUGUUUGCCCAUCGCAUUGAUAUCCGUCAAAUCUCAUUGGACUUUGAUCAUCUAAUCGAUGUUGUGCUGCCGCUGCCACCAAUCUCCAAUGCAGUUGCGCUGGACGUUGAUCAGAAGACGGGCUACAUUUUCUGGUCGGACACUAUAGAGAAUGUCAUCAUGAGCUCCAGUCCCGAUGGCCUGCAUGUGCACAAAGUGAUCGGCGAGAGUCUAGAGAAUCCGGACGGACUGGUCGUUGACUCGAUUGGGCGAACAAUUUAUUGGGCCGAUGCCGGCAGGCACACAAUUGAGGUGGCCACCCUUGAUGGCAGACAUCGUCAUGUUAUUGCCUACAAGGACUUGGAGUCGCCUCGCGGUCUAGCCCUCGAUUACGAGGCGGGUCUACUCUUUUGGACCGACUGGGGGCACUAUCGCAAGAUCGAGCGUUCGCAUUUGGACGGCAAUGAGCGUUCCCGCAUUGUGACCGCAAAUCUCGGCUGGCCCAACGGCCUCUCGCUGGAUCUCAAGAGUAAACGCAUCUACUGGGUGGAUGCGCGUCUAAAGACCAUUGACUCCUGCGAUUAUACGGGCAAUCAGCGCAAGCUCAUCAUGUCUGCCCUACACCAUCCAUAUGCCCUGGCGCUGACCAGUGACUAUAUCUAUUGGACCGACUGGAAGUCGAAGGCACUGCACAUGGCUGAUCGUCGGAACACAAGUGCCAAGCGAGACGUCAUGACCAACAUUGAUGGCCUGAUGGACAUUAAGGUGAUUGUCAAGCACCAGUUACUCACGGAGAACGCCUGCGACCUCAACAACGGUGGCUGCUCGCACCUUUGCCUGCGAAACCCAUCGGGAUUUACUUGCCAGUGUCCAACUGGACUCAAACUACGUGAGAACAGCACAACCAUUUGUGAAAAUUUGCCAAAUGACUACCUCUUGAUUGCACUGCGCUCGGGCAUUGGCAUGAUUUCACUAAACAGCGGUGACUACAUGGACGUGGUUCUCCCCAUCAAUGGCGUCCACGGUGCUGUUGUGCUCGACUUUCAUUUCCGCAAGAGCCUGCUAUUCUUUGCUGACGUCAAUUUGGACAUUAUUCGGCGUGUUAAUCUACUGAAUUUCACUGAGAGCAAAGUGGUCGUCAGCACCGAGCUGCUGACACCAAAUGGCAUUGCUGUUGACUGGGUUGCCGAUAAUCUCUAUUGGUCGGACACUGAUCGCAAACUCAUUGAAGUGGCUCGCAUUGAUGGCAGCUGCCGCAAGAAGCUCAUCACCGAGGAUUUGGGCGAUCCUCGCUCUCUUAUCAUACAUCCCUCCAAGGCUUAUCUUUUCUGGUCGGACUGGAAUUCGCCGUCGAAAAUCGAACGCAGUUUCUUAGAUGGCUCCAAUCGCACCGCAAUUGUGACAUCGGGCGUGGGUUUUCCAACGGGUCUAACCAUUGAUUUUGCCAAUCGACGCUUGCUUUGGGCGGAUGCGCUUGAGGACAAUAUUGGCCAGGUGGAUUUUAAUGGUAAACGCCGACAGACCAUUGUGCCAUAUGCACCACACCCAUUUGGUCUUACAAUGUUUGAGAGCAACAUAUACUGGACCGAUUGGUAUAACAAGUCUGUUUACCGCUCCCAGCGAGUGCCCCGCAUGGGCUACAGCUAUCCGUUCGAGGUGCGUGAUGCGCUGAGCGGUGCACUGGACAUACGGGCCGUAUCGCAGCAGCGCCAGGCGAAGAGCUGGAAUCAGUGCGCACAGGACAAUGGCGGGUGCUCGCAUCUGUGCUUCUAUCGUGCCGUCGAUUAUGUGUGCGCCUGUCCGGAUCGACCGGAAAGCGAUGGUCGACCAUGUUCGAAUGCGCCCAGGGAGUUGGUCCCAGCACGCUUUGAGGGGGAUCCCGAUUACUCCGAUGAACUGAAUGAUGACAACGCAUCGACUGAAAAUCACGAAAACAAUAACCAGCAGGAUGAUGACCUCAAGAAAAAGGAAGACAACGAGCGUGAGUUCUUUGUGCUCAUUGCGCUCGGCGUUGUCAUUGUCAUGGUGGUCAUUAUAAUGCUAGUGAUAUUUAUGCUCGCUUUUAAUACAAAUCGCAAAAAAUCAAAGCGUAACUCCCGCGGCUCUAGCCGCUCAGUACUGACUUUCUCCAAUCCUAACUACAACGUUGACGGCACACCUAUGGAGCCGAAGACAAACAUCUGGAAACGGUUCAAAUACGAUAAAUCGCAAGAACGCGGUGGGGUGUACGAGGAACGCAGUCUAACAACGGAAACUGCUUCGUCCAGCCUAUUUGUACCGACGCCGUCACCGAUGGCAUCGCCGUCAACAAAGACUAUGCAAUUGACAACGCUCUCGACUAUCACAUAAACUCAAAUGAUGUUACAUAAGUCAUCAACCAGAAACAUUCCCUAUUACAUAAUUAAUAAUACAAUUUUGUUACGAUGAGGAUGAGAAGCGAAUG
Messenger RNA from Drosophila grimshawi, 6419 nucleotides. It is a transcript of the gene Lrp4, whose product is annotated as low-density lipoprotein receptor-related protein 4. Gene Ontology annotation, molecular function: calcium ion binding; protein binding. The transcript has 13 exons. The coding region runs from base 38 to 6325 and encodes 2095 amino acids. The record is from RefSeq and is a predicted model, not a curated record. NCBI's taxonomy places the organism in Eukaryota, Metazoa, Arthropoda, Insecta, Diptera, Drosophilidae.